Micropterus dolomieu (smallmouth bass) is the source of this 3610-nucleotide messenger RNA. RefSeq names its product netrin 1b (gene ntn1b). The transcript is spliced from 7 exons. Bases 168 to 1970 code for a protein of 600 amino acids. Lineage: Eukaryota; Metazoa; Chordata; Actinopteri; Centrarchiformes; Centrarchidae. The record is from RefSeq and is a predicted model, not a curated record. Gene Ontology annotation, molecular function: protein binding.
AGGGCUGAAGUACUAUAGCAGUAGUUUUUCGUGCGUAAACGGGAUAGGUUGUUCUCAAAUUCUUAAGAGUUCCGCUAUACUUUCAGACUGAGUUGUUUAUUUGGAGGUAGUGUCCUGGGUGGAGUUUUCUUUGCCUCCGCAAGAGUCCCUGCGGUGCACGGAUUACAAUGCAAAGGGUUUUGGAGGUUUGGGUCACCUUGGUGACACUUUCUGCCCUGGCCAAGGGGGUCUUUGGAGGAUACGGGCUGAGCAUGUUUGCUGCACAGUCUUCCCCUCCGGACCCGUGCUAUGAUGAGAACGGGAACCCUCGGAGAUGCAUCCCCGACUUCGUCAACUCCGCUUUUGGCAAGGACGUGCGCGUGUCCAGCACCUGUGGGAACCCCGCAGCCAGGUACUGUGUGGUGGCCGAGAAAGGAGAGGAGAGGACGAGGGACUGUCACACGUGCGACGCCGGGGACCCCAAGAAGUCCCAUCCACCUACCUAUUUAACAGACCUCAACAACCCUCACAACCUCACCUGCUGGCAGUCUGAAAACUACGUGCAGUAUCCGCAGAACGUCACCCUCACUCUGUCGCUUGGAAAAAAGUUUGAGGUCACCUACGUGAGCCUGCAGUUCUGCUCACCUAGACCUGAGUCGAUGGCGAUCUACAAGUCCAUGGACUAUGGCAAGUCAUGGGUGCCGUUUCAGUAUUAUUCUACCCAGUGCAAGAAAAUGUACAACAGGCAGAACAAGGCAGCAAUUACCAAGCAGAACGAGCAAGAAGCCAUCUGCACGGACUCCCACACAGACAUGCACCCUUUGACAGGUGGACUCAUCGCCUUCAGCACCCUGGACGGCAGACCGUCGGCGCACGACUUCGACAACUCCCCGGUGCUGCAGGACUGGGUGACGGCCACCGACAUCAAGGUGAUCUUUAGCCGGCUUCACACUUUCGGGGACGAGAACGAGGACGACUCGGAGUUGGCCCGCGACUCCUACUUUUACGCCGUGUCGGACCUGCAGGUCGGAGGACGGUGCAAGUGCAACGGGCACGCUUCAAAAUGCGUCAAGGACAGAGAAGGGAAUCUGGUUUGCGAGUGCAAACACAACACGGCGGGACCUGAGUGCGACAGGUGCAAACCUUUCCACUAUGACCGACCGUGGCAGCGCGCCACGGCCAGAGAAGCCAACGAGUGUGUCGCCUGCCACUGUAACCUGCAUGCCCGUCGCUGCCGUUUCAACAUGGAGCUGUACAAGCUGUCAGGCCGGAGAAGUGGCGGCGUCUGUCUCAACUGUCGUCACAACACAGCGGGACGCCAUUGCCACUACUGCAAGGAGGGAUACUACAGGGACAUGACCAAGUCCAUCUCUCACCGGAGAGCUUGCAAAGCAUGUGAUUGCCAUCCAGUUGGAGCAGCAGGGAAGACCUGUAACCAGACAACAGGCCAAUGCCCCUGCAAGGAUGGAGUGACAGGAAUCACCUGUAACCGCUGUGCCAAGGGCUACCAGCAGAGCCGCUCUCCCAUCGCCCCCUGCAUAAAGAUCCCAGUUGCAUCUCCGACAGCAACUUACAGCAGCUACGAGGAGCCGUCAGAUUGUGAAUCUCACUGUAAAGCUUCCAAGGGAAAGAUGAAGAUCACCAUGAAGAAAUACUGUAAAAAAGACUAUGCUGUCCAAGCGCACGUUUUAAAAGGAGACAAGGCAGGCGAGUGGUGGAAGUUCACCGUCAACAUAAUUUCUGUCUACAAACAAGGUGAGCACCGCAUCCGCCGUGGGGACCAGCUGCUGUGGGUGCGCGCCAAAGACGUGGCCUGCAAAUGCCCAAAGAUCAAGCCUGGGAGGAAGUACCUGCUCCUGGGUACAGACGACGAUUCCCCCGGGCAGAGCGGCGUGGUGGCAGACAAGGGAAGCCUGCUCAUCCCUUGGAAGGACCUGUGGGGCCGCCGGCUGAGGAAGUUCCAACAGCGUGACAAGAGGGGAAAGUGCUAAAAGUUGCUGGAGAGGAGAGAGAGAGGUUGAGGGAGAGGUGGAAACAAAAUAACAUCUCCACUGAGAUGAAUGCAAGGACGAGGAGGAGAAGAUGAAUGAAAAAAACAAACUGGAAGAGUAUAAGAUAGAUGGGGGACUGAGUGCUGCUGCUCUGAGCUGGAGCGAAGAGUUUAGUGUUUUCUAGGGACUUUUGUGAAGGAGCUCAUUCUACAGUUGUUCUGUUUCUGUUUGUCUUUCAAGGUUUGUUUUGUUGUGUAAUUGCAGAGUUUGCACCUAAUGUUACAGAUAUGUCACAUCCUGACUAUGUUACCCAUGAUGCCGCUGGUUUUUUUUCCACAGUCCCUUGUUCAGUUGUUUUAAAGAGCAAUGCAUCUACUGUAUCACCAUUGUGUAUUUUAAGAGGAUCUAUUUCCACUGUGCUGCGUAAAGCAUUAUUUAGUUAAUCGAAGAGACACCGCAUGGCACUGAGGGACUCCACUUAUGUAUGAUAAGUUGCUUUUGUAACCUGCCAAACUUUAGAUAAACUUUUUCAACAGCUUAAAGUGAAAACUUGUGAAAUUAUUCAUAUCUGUGGAAAAUAUAAUAGGUGCCAUUUUGCCCGAGAGCUCCCUGCUCAUAUGCGAGUGUUACCUCAGCGAAACAACUGGUGUUGUGGGAACAAAAUGCCAUAAUGAUCCUCUGCUCAUUUUGUGUAAUGAUUUCACAUUACAAGCAAGUCUUUGCUCAGCGCUUAUUAACCUAUCAACAGUAUGUUGUGGCUGUGACCUCUGCAAUGUAAAGUAACCAUACGUGCAUACAUAGACAUUAUUUUAAAUAGAUGGUGCCAUAGCAUCAACUAGAUGUAGAGUAGACAUGUCAAUCAUGCACUUAUUUUUACUAGUCAAACGUUUUAGAACAUAUGAAAUAUGUUCACAUUUUUAGAGUGGCAUCCAAAAAAGAAUUUAAAAAACAUACUGUACCAUAUGAUGCAAAAAAAACCCUUGUAUAGUUCAAACCCUGCUUGCCUCACUGAUGACUGUUCUGCAUGGACUUAUGUUUCUGGCUGACAUCAACAACCCUGUUCAACUUUGUCACAACUGCAGAUAAGUCAGACUUUAGUGUUUAUAUUCUAAUAAAGGACUAAAUGUAUGUUGGAUGUCCCAAACAUUUGCAAGUGAGGGAACUGAUGAAGUGAACCCUCUCACUUCAUAAAAAAAAAAAAGAGAGCACCUAUCAAGCAAUCCUCAUACCACUGACAUAAUGCAUGCUCACUAUUUACUGUAGGUGACUGAUAGCUAACAAUGAUUGUGAAUUAUGUACACAUUUAAUUUGUAAACAGUGUUCAGUGUUGUGGGAAAAUAACCUGUGGAGUGAUAAAAUAUCACUGAUGUGUAUUGUACAGUGCGUUCAGCACGCUGUGUCAAAAGUUUGUCACCUCAAAGCGACUUUUUGAGGACUGGAUUCCAUUAUCAAGACUUGGUACUCAACAAAAAGGCAUGACCGAUUGUCUACAUGUUACAAAGCUGUAUAAUAUUACUUUUUUUUUAUUGUUUGUUAAACAUUAACUAGAUCUAUUUCCAUGUGAACUUAACCAGAGUUUUAAAUACUAGAGGCUUAAUAAAUGAAAAGACAAAUAAAUGAAUGUCAGAGAAAUGUCUCAU